CUCCCACUCCAGGCCAGCACGCACGACAGCAUCCCAAAUCCCAACUCGCGGCCUCGCCGUCGCUCCGGUCCUCGCCGGCCGGCAUCCCACUCCCAGCCAGAUCCGACCCCCCGACGCGUCCCGCCAUUGUCUCCGUCCCCGGCCUUUUCCCCGGCAGGGAAUGGUGCACUGUGGCCCGCGGUAGGCAGACACGAGCGCGACUGCGGGGGCAAGAAGCGGCGGCGGCGGCGAGAUGGCCGGCGCGGAGAGGGAGAGGAGAAAGCUUCCGCCUGCGCUGCCCCUGGCCACGCUGAUCGGGCGCGAGCUCCGCGCGGGGGGCUCCGAGCGCCCGGCGCUGCGCUACGGCCACGCCGGCUUCGCCAAGCGCGGGGAGGACUACUUCCUCGUCAAGCCCGACUGCCUCCGCGUCCCCGGCGACCCCUCCACCGCCUUCUCCGUCUUCGCCGUGUUCGACGGCCACAACGGGGUGUCGGCGGCGGUGUUCAGCAAGGAGCACCUGCUGGAGCACGUGAUGAGCGCGCUCCCGCCGGACAUCGGCGGCCGCGAGGAAUGGCUGCAGGCGCUGCCCCGCGCGCUCGUCGCCGGCUUCGUCAAGGCCGACAUCGACUUCCAGCGCAAGGGGGAGGUGUCGGGGACGACGGCUACGCUCGUGGUCGUCGACGGGUUCACGGUCACCGUGGCCUCGGUCGGGGAUUCCCGGUGCAUCCUGGACACGCAGGGCGGCGAGCUGCAGCUUCUAACCGUCGACCACAGGCUGGAGGAGAACGUCGAGGAGAGGGAGCGUGUCACGGCGAGCGGUGGGGAGGUCGGCCGUCUGAAUCUCUUCGGCGGGCAGGAGGUUGGCCCUCUCCGUUGUUGGCCAGGUGGUUUGUGCCUCUCAAGAUCCAUUGGAGACAUGGAUGUUGGGGAGUACAUUGUGCCGGUUCCACAUGUCAAGCAAGUGAAGCUCUCAAGUGUCGGAGGAAGGCUGAUAAUGGCGUCUGAUGGCAUAUGGGAUGCACUAUCCAAUGAGGCAGCAGCACAGUCAUGCCGAGGAUUGCCUGCAGAACUCGCUGCGAAGCUUGUGGUUAAGCAAGCUCUGAAAAAAUGCGGGCUGAAAGAUGAUACCACCUGUGUGGUGGUUGACAUCAUCCCAUCCGAUCAUCGUUUGACGUCGCCACAGUUAUCCCCAAAGAGAAAUCAGAACAAGCUCAAGUCUCUUCUUUUUCGUAGAAGGUCACACAGUUCAGUUGGAAAGUUUGGAGGCAAGUCCGCCUCUAUUGGUUCUGUGGAGGAGCUAUUUGAAGAAGGCUCUGCAAUGUUGGAAGAAAGGUUGGGUAGGAAUCUGUCCUUAAAAGCAGCUUCACCGCCUUCUCGCUGUGCAAUCUGCCAAGUGGACCAAGAACCAUUUGAAGGCUUGAUGGAGGAGAAUGGAGGCAGCCACUGUUCUUCUCCAUACGCGCCUUGGGGAGGCCCUUAUCUCUGCCUGGAGUGUCGGAAAAAGAAAGACGCAAUGGAGGGCAAAAGACCAAGCUGCUCGACGGCAUGUAGGUGAAAAGGAAGCAUGACUUGUGUCAAAAGGAUGCGUCCUUCUCAGUGUAAAAACUAAAAAGAUGGAGAUAAGUUUGUUGGUGAUUCAAUUAUUAUUGUUUGCUGAACCUAACUAGAUUCUCAGCCCGGUAUAAAUUGUAUUUGGCUGCUAACCGGUUUGUUGCCUAUGAAAAAUCCUGAUAUUGGAAAUUUUUUAAUAUAUUUUUGAGGAAA
This is a messenger RNA of Hordeum vulgare subsp. vulgare (domesticated barley), 1743 nucleotides long. RefSeq names its product probable protein phosphatase 2C 33. The transcript is spliced from 7 exons. NCBI's taxonomy places the organism in Eukaryota, Viridiplantae, Streptophyta, Magnoliopsida, Poales, Poaceae. The record is from RefSeq and is a predicted model, not a curated record. Gene Ontology annotation, molecular function: protein serine/threonine phosphatase activity. The coding region runs from base 233 to 1534 and encodes 433 amino acids. Gene Ontology annotation, biological process: protein dephosphorylation.